Messenger RNA from Amoebophrya sp. A25, 2284 nucleotides. The record is from the annotation of a GenBank genome assembly. Lineage: Eukaryota; Dinophyceae; Syndiniales; Amoebophryaceae.
AUGGGUGAAAGCGAUUGCAGCACUAUGCCCGCGUCGAACGACGCGGCUGAAAGCAGGGCCGAGAACAAUGGGACAGCCGCUGUCGCUGUUCGAACUAACGGGAUUGGGACCACCACUAAAGACCUGGAUCUGACUUCCGAAAAGGAUUGUCUCAUGCCACGUCUGCUUACGCUGGCAGGGACAUCGACGUCAUCAUCUUCAAAAGCCAGUGCUCCACCUCUCCGAAGGAAAUAUCGCUGUCUGAUUCUAGAUCAUGACGAAACCUGUGUCGAGAGCACGAAGAGGAUACAUCACCCGGCACAUGUUGUUAAGACAGCUUCUUAUUUAACUGACUCUGGUAUAUCUCCUGGAUCUGGUUCUCAAUGAUCAUCUUGGUCCUAUUUGUCGAUCAUCAAUAUGUUUUCCCUUGUGAUCAAAUUCAGGUUACCAAAUACCGGAACCAUUCACUUCAGUGACUGAUAGGGAAUCCGAUGCUUCCCCAUAGAAAUUCUAUGAGGAGGUUGAAGAAUAUCAGCCUGACACAUUUUCUGCGCACCUCCCAUUGCUUAUCGAUAUCAUUUAUCAUGCUUCUAAUGACUAGUCAUUAUGGUUAAUAAUGAUUGGAAGUAGGUGAACAUGACCUUGACACGGAUACCCCAUGAGAUUCUUAUUCUAAUCUCCCCUGUUGCAAAGAGAUUCUUCCGGAGCACACGCCGAUAGAUUUGGAAGGGUGGUUUCGUGUCAACCACAAUCCGGGAGUCGGAGAAUAUCUGCGAGGCGUUUUCGGAGAUUUAUGGAAGGCUAAAGAAUCAACUCUGUCUCUGAGUAUAUACUUAUUCAGGAUUGUUCAACUUCUAGGUACAAGUAAUACUAAUACCCUGUGAACAUUAAUUUCAGCUUCAGGGACUACUGGUGACAUGCAAGCGUAAAAUUUAUAACACCGAGACCACAUUGCAUGGUGCAUGCAACAGACUCUAGAUUCUAUGUCUGAGUAGGCUUUGAGCUCUUGAUUAUCAUUCCCAACAACAUCUCAACGAUCCUCUUUUACUUCAUACCUUGACCCCGACGUCCACAAGCGGGAGAUGGACAUAUGGCACCAAUUUAUGCGAGAGAGGGAUCCAGCCUUUUACGUUGGAAUCAUUGAACUCUUGAAAGUCUGGAGACAAUUAGGUGGAAUCGUAACCGUGGUUUCGCAUUCUCCAGAAGAUGUGAUCAAAAGGCACUACGAAAAACUAGGAAAGGGUUUCAUGCCUGAUCGGAUAUGGGGUAAUAAUUUGAAUUUUGAUUUUCUACAAGAUUUGCAUAAAAGCUACUAACAGCAGUUUCUGCUUUCUGGUAGACUAAAAAAAUCGAAGUACUACCUACACUUGGACGAGCUGACUUCUCAGAUGAAAAGCUUAUAUAUAACAUACAGCUUCUUUGUUCACUACUUUUGCAACCUCGAUUAUAUUUAGACUUUAAUCAGACUUCAAUCGUAACUAUCAAUUCGAGUGUAGCUGUAGUGCCACUUCCCACAAACCUACGACUACCGAAGGUUGGCGAGACGAUCCUCUAGAGCGCAAGCCUAACGCGUGGCCAUGCGAGCAGAUUUUCAAGGAAUUUGACGUGAAACCAGAGAAGUGCAUCAUGAUUGAUGAUUUGAGUCCCGGUUUGAAUAUGGCGAAGAAAGUCGCAGUCAAAUCAAUGGUAGCUGCAUGGGCACACAAGAGUUUGGUCGCGGGGUUGAUUUUAUGCGUCGAAAAUUUGUUGUUUUUUUUCCUUUCAUCCUCAUCUGGAUUUAACAACUUAUUUAACUUGGUCUUAGCUCAAGCUCCAGCUCGUACGUUCUAAUUCAAGUAUUUCUAGGAUGUUUUCAGAAAAAUCUAGUCCACUCGCACCAGAAAAUAUGGAGGUGAUCAUGAGAAUCUUCAUGAUGAGAAUUGCUCGUAUCUACUUAGUAGUAGUACUUGUACUAUGUGUAUGUAGUCACAUCACAUGAAGUAAAACCUGCCUCUUCCACCUCUAAUCCACGAAGCUUGUGGAGCAGCUGGAGCACUCUACUCGAUCGAUGACCUGGUAAACGAAGUGCUGGAGGAAGUAUUGCCAGAAGAAGGCGAAAAUGAGUAGCGGGUCAGGGGGAAAUGAAUUUAAAGAGCAUGCACUUCUCAAUCUCAAUCCAGAUGUUGUUGCAAUAACCCUUAUGACGCCCUCCUCUCCCCAACCCUUCAAGUGGCUACACGCGCAGCUGAUUAUCGCAUAUUUUUUGAAGGACCGGCCACGCCAGCCUGAUACCUACGCCAGGAGUAUCUUGUAAGGCAAAAAUAUC